Messenger RNA from Ostrea edulis (European flat oyster), 2313 nucleotides. Its product is annotated as beta-1,4-N-acetylgalactosaminyltransferase bre-4-like. The record is from RefSeq and is a predicted model, not a curated record. NCBI's taxonomy places the organism in Eukaryota, Metazoa, Mollusca, Bivalvia, Ostreida, Ostreidae. The coding region runs from base 192 to 1127 and encodes 311 amino acids. Gene Ontology annotation, molecular function: glycosyltransferase activity. Gene Ontology annotation, biological process: carbohydrate metabolic process. The transcript is spliced from 8 exons.
UGACAAGGCGUAGUAGUGUGCGCAUUAACAUUAAAACAAUGUGGCAUGGAAAUGAUAAUUCUUGUCAUGUUGUCUUUGAAAGUUAUCGGGAUUUCGUAGUAUGUACUUCUCGGAGGAUAUCUACAGAUGACGGACUAUUUGUGUAGCAAUCUUCCACCUAGAAAUAUUAGAUCAUCUUUGAAUCAGUUGAGAUGACAAAACACCUUAUAAAACAUGAAAUAUCCAUAACGAAAGAAAUCUCAUUCUGCAGACGACUCGUCUUCACACCCAAGUUUUAUCUAGCUCUCCUAGUCUCCCAAGUUGUGAUUCUGGCCGUUUUCGUGUAUCCGCGGAAUUUCCAGAACUACGACCCUCUGCUGGUCAUUACGGACCAGAGAUUUCAAGAGGAACUCUUCAACAGAACGACGGAAAAUUGUUCCAUUUGGAAUUCGACAGAACUCGAACCCGAUACAAAAUGUCCCAUAAUUUCACCGUAUCUAGUGGGUUACAGAAAGCCAAUUAUUAGUACUGCCAUAAACUGGGGGGAUACUCUGGAAAAAUACCAAACAGUUCGAUGUGGAGGACACUUCCGGCCGUCAAACUGCAAAGCUCGCCAGAAGGUGGCGCUACUCAUUCCCUUCAGAGACAGAUACGCACAUCUGAAAAUAUUCAUGAACCAUAUCCAUCCAUUUUUGAUGAGACAGCAACUAGAUUAUGGAAUAUAUCUCAUUGAUUUGGACGACAAAAUAAUGUUUAACAGGGGUCUUCUACUAAAUAUCGGUUUCCUGGAAGCCAGUCAGGAGUAUGACUAUGACUGUUACAUUUUCCAUGACGUGGACCUUCUGCCAGAAAACGACUACAAUCUGUACCGAUGUUCCGACCUGCCUCGACAUAUGUCGGUAGCCAUCGACAAAUUUAACUAUAAACUUCCCUAUGAUGCAAUAUUUGGAGGCGUGUCAGCCAUGACUAAAGACCAAAUAUAUUUUGUCAACGGAUUCUCCAACAAGUUCAGUGGUUGGGGCGGGGAGGAUGAUGACAUGUACAACAGACUGAAGUUUCAUCAUAUGACGGUUAUGAGAAGCAUGGAAGAUGUCUCAAGAUACAAAAUGCUGAAGCAUGAACAGAGUGCUCCCAACCCCAAAAGAUAAUUUGCAAACAUAGGCGACCUGGUACAGAGGAUGGGUGAUUAGGCCCUAUAUGAUGAGAAAACAUGGUUUACAGGCUUUCACGGAUUUCAUGUGACAUCUUAGAACGACGUGAAAUUGUGUAGACAAGAUUCACAAUUUUUGAGAUACAUGUCAUCACGCUUGCAUUCUAUUUCGACCAAAAUUUUCAAGUUGCACAUCUUUGGUUUAAUUUUUAAUUAGUUUUCUAUAUAUACGCGCUACCUAUAGGAAGAGCUCUGCUCUCACGAUCCUUCGUGAUUAUGGGAGCACCUUAAACUACAUCCCAUAGUGUAAAAUAAUCAUUUUACUUAAAAACACAUGAAUUCAGUUUUCAUUGUCAUCAUUUGGGGGGAGGGGGUCUUAGUUAAUAACCAGUGUCGUUAAUGUCAAUAUAAUUCCAAUGUUAUUUAUUACCAUUUUUUAUCCUUAAACCAAAACAAAGCUGAACGAGAGUUUCCACAUCAAUAAUCCGAAAACGCGAUGUUUUAAUACGCACCUGAAAGCAAAUUAUGUAGAGUGAGGAAACUAUUAAUUUUUUUUGCAAUUGUUGAUACAGUGAAUGAAUUGCAGUUAUAAAAAUCAAACAUUCUUUUUGAAAAAUUUAUCGAUGUGUAAACUCUAAAAAUUUUACUCACAAACUCAGCAUAUAAGUGUUUUGUACUUUUAUUCAGUUUGUGAAUAAAAUGUCCGGAGUUUACACAUCGAUAAAUUCUUCGAAAAUAAUGUUUGAUCCUAUAAUAAAUAAUGACUAGCGGUUUCCUUUUGUGGGGGUGGGGGUUAGGAUGAAAUAAAUGGACUCCAACGCGGUACAUUCUAUAAAUAAAAUUUCAUUGGCAUUUUUAAUGAAUUUAUUCUUUUAGAUAAUCACGUGAUUAAGUAAAAUGGAUAAAAUAUUAUAUUUGAAAAAUAAAUCAAGGUGGGACAGGUACAGUUCUUCGUUAUAUACACAUAUAAACAACAGUGGCAACAUUCGGAUAUAUGUAAAACAUUUCAGGUGAAAACUAUGAUUAGGUUAUUUUUCCUGACUUUUAUUUCUAUCUAUUCCAGAUUUAAUCUGAUUAGUACGGGGAUGAAAAGAGUGAAAGAAGACGGCGUAAAAGACCUCCGAUAUGAAGUUUUAAAAAAGAUAUAUUAUCCAUUGUAUACAUAUAUAAAGAUAACUAUUUGA